Messenger RNA from Oncorhynchus nerka (sockeye salmon), 1421 nucleotides. It is a transcript of the gene lyve1b, whose product is annotated as lymphatic vessel endothelial hyaluronic receptor 1b. The record is from RefSeq and is a predicted model, not a curated record. The transcript has 6 exons. Lineage: Eukaryota; Metazoa; Chordata; Actinopteri; Salmoniformes; Salmonidae. Bases 102 to 1199 code for a protein of 365 amino acids. Gene Ontology annotation, cellular component: plasma membrane. Gene Ontology annotation, biological process: cell adhesion. Gene Ontology annotation, molecular function: hyaluronic acid binding; transmembrane signaling receptor activity.
UUGUUUGGCGAAAGUUGCCCCGCUCACUCUCUUUUAUUCUGGUAGCAUCUUCACUAUAGUGCACCAUUAAGAGUCUGAUAUUAAAUGUUACCAGACAAACCAUGGCAAGGGUCUGGCUCUUUUCUUGCCUUCUGUUCACCAUGGCUGUGUAUGCACUGACUUUUGAAUUCAAUCUCAUUAAAGUUUUCCCUGAGGUUGGCAGAAACUCUGGAGUGUCCAUGGUGUCUUACGGGAAUCAAUAUGCCCUGAACGCCUCUCAGGCUAGAGCCAUGUGCCUCUUCCUGAACAUCACCAUAGCGACCUGGGAACAGGUCCAUACUGCUCACCAACAUGGACUGGAGACAUGCAGAUAUGGCUGGAUAGAUGAACAGGUUGCAGUUAUCCCUCGCAUUGUGAAGAGCAUGAAAUGUGGCAGGAAUAACAUUGGGUUAAUAACAUGGAGAGCACCGAUUAAAACACCCUUUCAUGUGUUUUGUUUCAAUUUAACAGAUUUAGAGAAUCCUUUGGAUAUCACAACACCUAAAGUCCAGACCACAACAAAAACUAUGAACACUACAACAGUCUCAACAUCAGCACCAACUACUACCAGAACUGUGAAAAACAGGGUCAAGACGACACCUAAAGUUCCAGCACCUAAAUCAACAACACAAGUCUCAAGAUUGGCCCCCACUACCACAACCACUUACCUGGUCCAGUCAACAACCAGCUACAUCUCCACCUCUCCUCCUCCCUCCCCAUCCCCCUCCUCCCUCCCUUGUCCCACUUCCCUCUCUCACUUACUUCCCACAUCAUCUCGCUCUCUCCCCAGCUCUUUCUCUCCCUCAUCUCCACCUCUCAUCUCGUUUUUGUCUUUCACCUCUUCCUCCCUCGUUUCCUCUCCUUCUCAAAACACCUCCAACCACAUCGAGAGCCCAGUCCGAGCAAUAUCUACGGCGCUCCUCGUCGUUCUACCCUUGCUGGCUGCGGCAGUAGCAGUGUGUUACUACAAAACGACCAGGGGUGUUUUCCCAAUCCAAUUCUGGCGCAGAGGAGAGCACAACUUGAAGGAUGACAUAGAGACUGAGAUGUGGAGACACACGGACAGUGAGAUGGAUCUGCAGGACCCACAACAGAGAGAAGGAGGAGAGGAGAAUGGAGACAGGAAGUUCACCAGUGACAUCAUCGUCAGUAAUCCAGAGACCACAACAAAUGGCCCUUAGUAGCAAUAUAUGGCCAUGUUGAGGGGGACUUACAGUGCUGAAAAAUACAUUAGCUAAAUAUAUUGUUGACUAACAGGAACUGCAGAAAUAAUUAUUAGGAACUGUAAAAAUAAUAGAGCUCUGCAGAGGUUUUUUUCAGAUAAUGUUUCUGAUAAUUCAAUGUAUUUUUUGUUUUAUAAAUGAUUGAAAACAAUCAAACUAAAAUAUUUUCCUUUGCCUAGA